CAGCUUCCCGUUUAUCCAAGCUACCUUGUGCAAAUCAGCGAUGUUAAACCAUGGCUGAAACACCCACUUCUGGACAGAUAAAUGUUCCUCAUGUUCACUGACCUUUACAAGGCUUGGGUGCAAGGGACCGUCAACAGCUGAGGAUGGAGUUGGUGCAGCUGUUUUUCUGUUUUUCAGCCAUUGCCGUGCUGACCCCAUGCCAUGGAUUCAGUGUGGACACUGAACAACCGAUUAUCUUCCGGGAAACGGUGAAAAGUUUUGGCUAUAGUGUGGUGCAAUUUGGAAGCGGCACAAAUGCCGGGGUGUUAGUAGGUGCUCCACUUCAGCAGGGAGUUGUGAAUGAAACAGGGAAAAUAUACAAAUGCCAGGUGACUGCAAGCAAGUCAGGCAGAUGCCAGGAGUUGGUUCUUCAAAGACCUCCUGAUGCAGUCAACAUGUCUCUUGGUUUAUCUGUUUCGGCCCAUGAUUCUCAAGUGUUGGUGUGUGGGCCCAGGGUACACCAAACGUGUGGGGAAUACAUAUAUCUCAAAGGUUAUUGCUUCCUCUUGGACCAGAAUUUGAGGCAGAUCCAGCGCUUUCCUGAUCAAUUGCCAGAAUGUUCCAGACGCCCUGCUGACAUUGUUUUUCUGAUUGAUGGUUCAGGAAGCAUAAAAACUCGUCAAUUCUCACAAAUGAAAACCUUUAUUUCUGAGGUCAUGAAGCGUUUCCAAAAUACAAACACUCAGUUUGGCUUGUCCCAGUACUCUGAUGGAUAUGUAGAACACUUUGACUUUCUCCUUUUCAAAGCUACCCCAAAUCCAGAUGAUUUGAUUAGAAAAACCAGGCAGCUGAAUGGAGCUACUUACACGGCUACAUAUAUCCAGAAAGUGGUGCGUGAAAUGUUUCUCCCCGAAAAAGGAGCCCGCAGUGAUGCAUCUAAAAUUCUCAUUGUGAUAACUGAUGGGGAAAAAACAGGAGAUCCUCUAGAAUAUAAUGAAGUGAUUCCAGAAGCACAAAGGGCUAACAUUAUCCGCUUUGCUAUUGGGGUUGGGUUUAGUUUUGCAUACGGAUCUGCUCAUGAAGAACUCGUUGCUAUUGCCUCCAACCCAUCUGUGGACUAUGUUUUCUCCGUGAACAAUUUUGAUGCUCUCAAGGACAUCCAGAACAAUCUUCAGAAUAAAAUUUUUGCCAUAGAAGGUACUCAGUCCCAGAACACCGGCAACAUCUCUCAGUCCUUCGAGUUAGAGUUGUCUCAGGAAGGAUUCAGUGCCUUACACACCCAGAGUGGCUCCAUACUGGGGGCUGUUGGAGCCUAUGAUUGGGCUGGAGGACUCUUCCUUUUCAACAGCCAGGGUGAUGCGGCUUUUAUUAAUACCUCCAGCUCCACAAAUGAUUUGAAAUCUGCUUAUCUUGGUUAUUCAAUUCAGGAAGUUCAAGUCAACGGACAGAGCAGCUUCGUCGUGGGAGCCCCACGUUAUCAACACGUGGGCAAGGUGGUCUGGUUCAGCCAAAGGAGAGGACAGUGGACGCAGAAGUCAGAGCUCUCUUUAAAGCAGUCCCCCCAGAUUGGCUCAUAUUUUGGGGCUACCCUGUGUGCUGUGGACUUGGACAGAGACAGGAAUACUGACUUGAUCCUCAUUGGUGCACCUAUGUACUACGAUGGCAUUGCAGGAGGAAGGGUCUACGUUUGCCAAAGACAGGGAGAAACAUUUUUCUGUGGCAAGGAAUUGCAAGGGGAGCCCCAUCACCCCUUGGGUCGCUUUGGGACCAGCAUAGCAGAAGCUGGGGAAAUUACCAGGGAUCAGUGGACAGAUGUGGCUGUCGGGGCACCACUGGAGGAUGAGAAUCAAGGAGCUGUGUACAUCUUCCAGGGGCAGAGAAGAUCCCUCAACCAUGUUUUUAGCCAGCGCAUCCGAUCUUCUAUUGUUGCCAAUAGGCUUCAGUAUUUUGGACAAGCUCUUGAUGGGGGGUCAGAACUUACAGGUGAUGGACUCCCAGAUCUGGCUGUUGGGGCUGACAGACAAGUGCUGCUCCUAAGAGCCCGACCUGUGGUCAGUGUGGUGACUGGAAUAACCUUAAACCCAACUAUCAUCCCCAUGUCUGCCUUUGAGUGUGAAGGCCAGAAUGUGCUGAACAAAGAAAUCAGCACAGCGACAGUCAAUUUUAAAAUCGUAGGAGACAUCCGGUUUACCUUCGGCAAUAACACUUUCAACACCAUUCGGUACACUUUGACCUUGGAUCCUGGUCGCCAGAAAGUACGAGCUGUUUUUCACCAGGGUUCGAAUUUGUCUACCACCACAGAAGAGAUGAAGAUCGGUGUGGGGACAGAAUCCAGGAUGUACCGUAUAAAAUUACCGACUUGCGUAGAAGACAGCCUCACCCCCAUAAUCCUUCAGCUGAAUUAUACCCUGAUGGGAGAGCCAAUCCCACAGGCCAACAAUCUACGGGCCAUCCUGAAGAAAGAUGAUGAGUCUAAUCUGCUUUUGGCAUCUCUGCACUUUGAGAAGAACUGCGGAAGAGAUGGAAUCUGUAAAGACCAGUUAAAAACAUCCUUCAAUUUCUCAGGCUUGAAUGAAUUGGUGGUUGGCCUGACCUCUGAACUCAAUGUUACUGUUUUCAUCCGGAAUGACGGAGAGGAUUCUUACAGUACUAACUUGACUUUCAUCCAUCCAUCUUCACUGUCCUAUCGCAGAUUUAUAUUAGUGCAGACCAACAGAAAAUAUGUGAUUAUUAAAUGCAUCUCUCCUCAUGGUACAGAGGAAGUCCCUGUGAGGAAAACCAUCUGUGGCAUCAAUCAUCCCAUCUUCCGAAGCAUGGCUGAGGUGAUCUUCAUUGUCACCUUUUUUGUUUCCCAAGAUGCAAAUCUAGGAAGUGUGGUGAGAAUCAGUGCCACAGCUUCCAGUGAAAAUAAUGUCACUGUCACAAAGGACAUGGUUUAUCGAAUGGAGCUGCCCGUCAAGUAUGCAAUCAACAUUUUCAUCAAUAACUUGGCUUCAUCAACCAAGUAUGUUAAUAUUUCUGCCGGACAGGAAGAUGAAACCCAGACUGUGGAACAUCAUUACGAGAUGAAGAAUACGUAUCUUCGAAAUGUUUCUGUUUCAGUAACAUUUCAUAUUCCUGUGUCACUGAAUGGAACACAGAUUUGGAAUGCAACCUUGGACGUCCCUCAAGAGUUCCCUCAGAUCAUUUGUGUGCCUGGAACAAACACUCCAGGAUCCAAGGAAUUUGUGAAGCAACUAAACAAGCAACCUGUUUUGGACUGCUCUGUAGCCACCUGUAAAACAAUCACUUGCAAUGUUCCAUCCUUGGAAUUCCGUCAAUUUAUUGAGUUCAAGAUCAAAGGGGACAUUGGCUUCAAGUGGUUUUCACAGAUCCAGCAGACGAAGGUGACUUUGGUGAGCUCCACCCAAAUUUCUUAUGACAAGAACAAAUACAAGCAGAUAGAAGAAUUCAUGAAAAGCCAGGUGAAGACCACAGUGGAGUUCUUUAAAGGCUACAACUACCUGCCCAUCAUUAUUGGCAGCUGUCUGAUUGGUCUUGUACUCCUUGUUCUGAUUGCAGCAAUUCUGUAUAAGCUUGGAUUCUUCAAAAGACAGUAUAAACUGAUGAUAGAUGAGGCACAUAAUGAGGUGGCUGAAGGUCCACCAGAAGCCAGCACUCCUUCUGAUGCUACCAAAGGAUAAAUGUCUAUGGAGAAUCUCAAUCAUCCAGGUCAUGGUUGUCCCAAAGGUGCUUUUUCAAAAGGGAACUGGACUUUCUUUGUUUUUGCAUGGAGACAUUUUGCUUUUCACCCAAGAAGCUUCUUCAGUUCUGAAUGAAUCAGAAAUUGAGAAUCAACAAUAGAAUUAGAUCAGACUAGAGUAGACUAGAGUAGAGUAGAGAGGAGGGAAGGGGAAGGGAGAAGGGGAGAGGAGAGGAGGAGAGAAAUGUU
Molecule: messenger RNA, 3910 nt
Organism: Notechis scutatus (mainland tiger snake)
Lineage: Eukaryota; Metazoa; Chordata; Lepidosauria; Squamata; Elapidae
Product: integrin alpha-X-like
Biological process (GO): cell-cell adhesion; integrin-mediated signaling pathway; cell-matrix adhesion
Cellular component (GO): external side of plasma membrane; integrin complex
Molecular function (GO): integrin binding
Source: RefSeq, a predicted model, not a curated record